AUGGGGAAAACCGGAAUCCAGUUGUUCGACGAUGCUAGCAAUGGUUUUUUCUCCGUUUCCGAUUUAGGAUGCGAUUGGAUCCCAAACAGCGGAAAUUACCACCCAAUCGGCGGGUUAUUCGCCAGCGUCAAUCAAACCAAUCAAUUAGGAUCCGGAUUCGGGUCGGGUUCGUCUCCCAACAGAGGCAAUCACAGCUUAGCUGCCCAGCUCAAUGAUCUCUACACUAAGUACAUGCCGGGGAAAGAGGAAGAGGGAGAAGAAGUUAACGGUGAGAAGCAGAAGAAGAAGAAAGGUGGGCUGAAAUUGAAGAUUAAGAUCGCCAAUCCUUCGUUGCGGCGGCUGUUAAGCGGAGCCGUGGCCGGAGCUGUCUCGAGGACGGUGGUUGCGCCCUUGGAGACGAUCAGGACACAUCUAAUGGUCGGAAGCGGCGGAAGCUCCUCCAGCGAAGUGUUCGGUGAUAUCAUGAAGCAUGAAGGUUGGACUGGUCUCUUCCGGGGCAAUUUGGUCAAUGUCAUUCGUGUCGCUCCUGCUAGAGCCGUCGAGCUUUUUGUAUUCGAGACAGUAAACAAGAAACUGUCACCGGAAAAUGGAGAGCAGUCAAAAAUCCCAAUCCCAGCUUCGUUACUCGCCGGUGCUUGUGCCGGAGUUAGCCAAACACUCUUGACAUACCCUCUAGAGCUAGUCAAGACUCGCCUGACAAUUCAGAGAGGUGUUUACAAGGGGAUUUUCGACGCGUUUGUGAAAAUCAUACGCGAGGAAGGACCUACAGAGCUCUACAGGGGUCUUGCUCCGAGUCUUAUCGGAGUUGUUCCAUACGCAGCUACAAACUACUUUGCGUAUGAUUCGUUAAGAAAAGCGUACCGGAGUUUCUCAAAGAAAGAGAAGAUUGGAAACGUUGAGACUCUUUUGAUAGGUUCUUUAGCGGGUGCGUUGUCGAGCACCGCGACUUUCCCUCUUGAGGUGGCUCGGAAGCAUAUGCAAGUGGGAGCGGUUAGCGGGAGAGUUGUGUAUAAGAACAUGUUGGAUGCUCUGGUGAGCAUACUUGAGCAUGAAGGUAUUUUAGGUUGGUACAAAGGGCUUGGACCGAGUUGCUUGAAGUUGGUUCCUGCUGCUGGAAUCUCCUUCAUGUGUUAUGAAGCUUGCAAGAAGAUACUCGUCGAGAACAACGACAACAACCAAGAAGCCUGA
Microthlaspi erraticum is the source of this 1188-nucleotide messenger RNA. Lineage: Eukaryota; Viridiplantae; Streptophyta; Magnoliopsida; Brassicales; Brassicaceae. The record is from the annotation of a GenBank genome assembly.